This is a messenger RNA of Adineta steineri, 1398 nucleotides long. The record is from the annotation of a GenBank genome assembly. NCBI's taxonomy places the organism in Eukaryota, Metazoa, Rotifera, Eurotatoria, Adinetida, Adinetidae.
AUGGCAAACAAUAAAAGAAAAUGUUUUACAUGUGAUAGAGAAAAGAAUACAUAUACUUGUGAAGGAUGUUCGAAAAGAUUUUGUUUUAUACAUAUACCAGAACAUCACCAAAGAUUAAAUGAAGAACUUCAUCAUAUUGUUGAUAAUUAUAAUGAAUUUAAAGAAAGAAUUAAUAAGCAAAAAAAAAGUUCACAAAAUUAUUCGUUAAUACAACAAAUUGAUCGAUGGGAAGAAGUUUCAAUUGAAAAAAUCAAACAAAAAGCAAAAGAUUGUCGAAAAAUGGUCAUUGGAUCAUUACAAACAUAUAUUAAUGAUAUUGAAACGAAAUUUAAUAACUUAAAUAAACAAAUACAACAACUUCAGAUACAAAAUGACUUUAAUGAAAUUAAUUUAACCUAUUUAAGAAAUCAAUUAAGAACAAUUACAGAAGAAUUGAAUAAUCCAUUAAAUAUUUCUAUUCCAGAAGAUCCACAAUCAUUUAUUAAUGAAAUUUCAAUUAUUCUAUCAAAAAAACCAAAAUUCAACAAAUGGAAACAAGAUGCCAUCAUUGUGGCUGGUGGAAAUGCAGAAGGAGAGAAAUUAAAUCAAUUCUAUCAUCCUGAAGGAAUCUUUAUUGAUAAAAAGAAAAACAUCUUCGUUGCUGAUCGUUUUAAUCAUCGAAUUGUUGAAUGGAAAUAUAAUGCAAAGGAAGGACAAAUCAUUGCAGGUGGAAAUGGGCUAGGAAAUCGAAUGGAUCAAUUGAAUUAUCCAACAGAUAUAAUUGUUGAUCAACAAAAUCAUUCGAUCAUCAUUGCCGACUGGCAAAACAGACGAGUGAUUCAAUGGUUGAAUCAAAAGCAACAAAUUCUCAUUAACAAUAUUGAUUGUUCUCGUCUGGCAAUGGAUGAAUAUGGAUUUCUCUAUGCUAAUGAUUAUAAGAAGAAUGAAGUGAGACGAUGGAAAAUGGGAGAAUACAACGAAGGAAUUGUGGUGGCAGGUGGAAAUGGACAAGGAAAUCAACUUAAUCAACUCAAUUCUCCUACUUUUAUGUUUGUUGAUGAAGAUCAAUCUGUUUAUGUAUCAGAUCGAGGCAAUCAUCGUGUGAUGAAAUGGAGAAAAGAUGCAAAAGAAGGAACAGUUGUGGCUGGAGGAAAUGGUGAAGGAAGAAAUCUCAAUCAAUUGUCGUCACCUGAAGGAGUAAUUGUUGAUAAUUUGGGUCGAAUAUAUAUAUCAGAUUUUGGGAAUCAUCGAAUAGUGCGUUGGUGUGAAGAAAAAGAAGAAGGUGAAGUUGUUGUUGUUGGAAAUGGUGAAGGAAUUCAAUUGAAUUCUCCGAGUGGUUUAUCUUUUGAUGAUGAAGGAAAUCUUUAUAUUGGCAAUUAUACUAAUCAUCGAAUUACAAAAUUUGAAAUAAUUUUGUAA